Messenger RNA from Ipomoea nil (Japanese morning glory), 3574 nucleotides. Its product is annotated as NHL repeat-containing protein 2. Gene Ontology annotation, molecular function: protein binding. The transcript is spliced from 28 exons. Lineage: Eukaryota; Viridiplantae; Streptophyta; Magnoliopsida; Solanales; Convolvulaceae. The record is from RefSeq and is a predicted model, not a curated record. The coding region runs from base 126 to 3386 and encodes 1086 amino acids.
AUCACACGGAAUACAACUGAAAUCCCCUUCCCCGCCACUCGAUACAGAAUCAGGAUUAUUUACAUUUCAGCCAAAGCCAAACAGAGAAGUAUACUGUGGUCUGUGGAGCUUGAGGCCUCACAAAAAUGGCACUGAGACUAUUAUUAUUGUCUCCGCCAUUGUCCACUCUUUCUUCUUCUUCUUCUUCUCAAUCGAAGCUUGCGCAGUUCUCUCGCUCCAAACAGGCGUCGUUUGUCCGAUUUUAUCCGAAACAUUUCGCGAAUUCGGGGCGGAGAAAGUCGGGUUUGGCGGUGAAUGCGUGCGUGAAGUUGGAGGAGACUAAUGUCUCCGAGGCGGGGAAUCAAUGGGGAAAGGUCUCCGCCGUGCUGUUUGAUAUGGAUGGUGUGCUUUGCAACAGCGAGGAGCCUUCUAGAAGGGCUGCUGUAGAUGUUUUUGCGGAAAUGGGGGUUCAAGUAACAGUAGAAGACUUUGCGCCCUUUACGGGCAUGGGUGAAGCGAACUUCUUAGGUGGUGUUGCUAAUGUGAAGGGUGUUCUUGGAUUCAAUCCCGAGGCAGCAAAGAAGAGGUUUUUUGAGAUAUAUUUAGAUAAGUAUGCAAAGCCAAAUUCUGGCAUAGGUUUCCCUGGUGCCUUUGAACUUGUCACUCAGUGUAAAAGCAAAGGUCUCAAAGUUGCUGUUGCAUCAAGUGCUGAUCGCAUCAAGGUCGAUGCGAACUUAACAGCUGCUGGUUUGUCGUUGUCAAUGUUUGAUGCAAUUGUUUCUGCUGAUGCAUUUGAAAACUUGAAGCCUGCUCCUGAUAUAUUUUUGGCAGCAUCAAAGAUUUUGAAUGUGCCCCCUAGUGAGUGUGUUGUGAUUGAAGAUGCAUUAGCUGGUAUACAAGCUGCCAAAGCAGCAAAAAUGCGAUGCAUAGCAGUGACCACAACAUUGGCAGAAGAUACUAUAGAAGCAGCGGCUCCAUCACUUAUCAGAAAGGGGAUAAGCUAUAUUUCACUUGAUGAUAUUCUCAGUGGUGGAUCUGGUUCCAAUAAUGUGAAGAUGCAGGGCCCUCAACCUAUCAAUUAUCCUGCACCGUCUUCACUUGAACCCAACAGUAAAAGGAUGACACCAGUGCAGGAUAAAUACCCUACCAUUGGUUCAGUCUCCUCAAUUGGAGGGGUGCAGGUUUCACGCCGCAAUGUUGUGAGAUAUGCAAGUUUGGGCAUUGCUGCAUCUUGUCUUCUUUUUGUCAUCACAAACUGGAAGGCAAUGCAAUAUACAUCUCCUAAAGCUAUACAGAACUUGUUAUUUGGAGUUAGCAGCCCUCCUUUUGGACAAAAUAAAGACACAUCUAGCUCACAGAGAAUUCAACAGUUUAUAAACUAUAUUUCUGACGUGGAGAGCAGGGAAAAUGCAACUAUUGUGCCAGAGUUCCCAUCUAAAUUAGACUGGCUGAAUACUGCCCCUCUUCAGCUGCGCCGGGAUUUGAGAGGCAAGGUAGUUCUUCUGGACUUUUGGACAUACUGCUGUAUUAAUUGUAUGCAUGUGCUGCCAGAUCUGGAAUUUCUGGAGAAAAAGUAUAAAGAUAUGCCAUUUGUUGUAGUGGGAGUGCAUUCAGCAAAGUUUGACAAUGAGAAAGAUCUAGAGGCCAUUCGCAAUGCAGUAUUGCGCUAUGAGAUCACUCAUCCAGUUGUCAAUGAUGGAGAGAUGAAUUUAUGGAGAGAAUUAGGUAUAAAUUCCUGGCCAACCUUUGCCCUUGUUGGGCCAAAUGGCAAGCUUCUUGCACAAAUAGCUGGUGAAGGUCGCAGAAAGGAUCUUGAUGACUUAGUUGAGGCAGCACUUUUGUUCUAUGGUAGAAAAAAGCUCUUGGAUAAUACUCCCAUUCCCUUGAAAUUGGAGAAAGACAAUGAUCCCCGCUUGUUAGCAUCCCCGUUAAAGUAUCCUGGUAAGCUGGCAGUUGAUGUCCUCAACAAUCGGCUAUUCAUUUCAGACAGCAACCAUAACCGAAUAGUAGUCACUGACCUAGAAGGGAACUAUAUAGCUCAAGUUGGGAGCACGGGGGAGGAGGGUCUUCGUGAUGGUAAUUUCGAUGAGGCCACUUUCAAUCGACCACAGGGUUUGUCUUACAAUGCAAAGAAAAAUCUCCUUUAUGUGGCAGAUACUGAAAACCAUGCUUUGAGAGUCAUUGAUUUUGUAAAUGAGAUAGUAAGGACACUCGCUGGGAAUGGAACAAAGGGUUCCGAUUAUGAAGGGGGAGGAACAGGGUCUGCUCAGGUCCUCAAUUCUCCCUGGGAUGUCUGCUUUGAGCCCGACAAUGAGAUUGUGUAUAUUGCAAUGGCUGGCCAGCAUCAGAUCUGGGAGCAUAAUACAUUAGACGGUGUAACAAAAGCUUUCAGUGGUGAUGGUUACGAGAGGAAUUUAAAUGGGUCAAGCUCCAGAAACACAUCAUUUGCACAACCUUCUGGCAUUUCAUUAUCACCUGAUCGAAAGGAGGCAUACAUUGCUGACAGUGAGAGUAGCUCCAUUCGAGUUGUUGAUCUAAGGACUGGAGGUUCAAGAUUGCUGGCUGGUGGUGACCCAAAUUUCUCAGAUAACUUGUUUAGGUUUGGAGACAGCGACGGAAUAGGUUCUGGUGCACUUCUUCAACAUCCAUUAGGUGUUUUUUGUGGUCAAGAUGGUCAAGUUUAUAUAGCAGACUCUUAUAAUCAUAAGAUUAAGAAGCUAGAUCCAGUAAGUAAAGCCGUGAGUACUUUAGCAGGUACUGGUCAAGCCGGUUUCAAGGAUGGAGCUUCUUCAACAGCUCAGCUAUCAGAACCAGCAGGAAUUGUUCAAGCAGAAAGUGGAAGAUUAUUCAUAGCAGAUACAAACAACAACCUUAUCAGAUAUUUAGAUGUGAACAAUGAAAAACUUGAACUUCACACCCUAGAGUUGAAAGGCGUCCUGCCUCCUGCACCUAAAUCCCGAACUUUGAAGCGCCUUAGGAGGCGAUCUGGAGCUGACACACAGACCAUCGUUGUUAGUGGCGGUUCGUCAAAAGAAGCUACAUUGCGCCUUCAAAUAUCAGUACCCGAAGGCUACCAUUUCUCAAAGGAAGCACAAAGUAAGUUUAGUGUUGAAAUGGAACCAGAGGAUGCAGCUGUGGUUGAUCCUUUGGAUGGAAAUCUCAGUGCAGAAGGUUCUGCUGUUUUACAUGUGAGAAGAUCCUCCACUUCACCUUGCAUGGGAAGAAUUAAUUGCAAGGUUUACUACUGUAAAGAAGACGAGGUUUGCUUAUAUCAGUCUCUGACCUUUGAAGUCCCAUUUCAAGAGGUAAAUACCGACUCCUCCUCGCCUGCAGAGAUCACACUUGCAUAUGUUGUAAAGCCGAGGGUGUCCACAGAUAGCUUCCUGCAGACCCCGGUUAAUCGCUGAUCAGAAUCAUGUGAGUUACAUCGACAUAAUAUUGUACGUAUAUAUAGAAGUAUAUCAUGCUCUAUAAUAGUUGCUUAACUUGUUACACAUUGUCUUGUUGAUAUAAUACCAACAAGUAUUGUGCAUACAUAUAACUUGGUACUUAUUAUUCCUUGCUUCAAGUUGUAAUCUAACUUUAUCUUCAUUAA